Molecule: messenger RNA, 10515 nt
Organism: Drosophila rhopaloa
Lineage: Eukaryota; Metazoa; Arthropoda; Insecta; Diptera; Drosophilidae
Gene: unc-13
Exons: 23
Coding region: 705-10328 (3207 amino acids)
Biological process (GO): synaptic vesicle priming; synaptic vesicle maturation; neuromuscular junction development
Cellular component (GO): presynaptic membrane; plasma membrane; presynaptic active zone cytoplasmic component
Molecular function (GO): phospholipid binding; calmodulin binding; calcium ion binding
Source: RefSeq, a predicted model, not a curated record
CUGUGGCUCCAUGAAAACGAAGCUAGGUGCAACAAAGAGUAAUUUAUUAAGUUGUAGUAUCCAUUUCAACGAUUUCCAAAUCACGUCACUGCACAAAUAAUUGUGCGUAAUAAUUAUAUACAGUUUUAGUUGACAAACAAAUAAAAUUAAAAAAAACGCACUGCCUUAUGUUUUACAAUUGCGUAUACAUCAUUUUAUGCAAAAGCAAAACUUUGCCAAGUUAAAGCCUUUAAGGAAGUUUUAUUCCAACGAAAAAUAAAUAAUUUUUUCUGGCAGCUGCAACCCUCUUUAACUGUUUGGUAUACGAAUAAUAUUUAUAUUGUAAAGAAUUUCAGCUUGGAGUCCAUUUUAAGUAUUGGUGCUCUCAGAUUUAUAUUGUUGGAUUUAAUACUUUUGCUGAUUUCUAAUAAAUAAAUAAAAUAUAAUUUUAAUGACAUUUUUUCUGCAUUUAAAGUGAAAAAGUAUUGAGAAAGUGCAAUUUAACAGAAACCUAAACUUAAACUUAAAACUAUAUAUAGAUAUUAUUUGCCAUUUCAUUUAAUAAGUGUGUAUCCCAAAAAAAAAAAACAAUUUCCCACUAACAUCAAAUUAUUGUUUUAGGUACAUAUGUAUAUAACCAUUUAAUAUUUCAGACGAUUUCGCAUUGACAAUUGGAUUAAACGUGAAAAUACAUUUUGCAUUCGAAAACGGCAUUUAAAAACGAUAUGAUGAACACAUCUCACCCGCAAGCGUCGGGGGCGCUAGAAAAGAAUAGUCAGUUCCAAAACCAGGAACACAAAUCCAUCUCCGAGGUGAAGGUUGAACAUCAGCUUACCUUCGCAAAAAAUGCUCUAAAAACGCAGAUUCAAAUAAAGGAACAAUUGCGACACCAUCAGCAAUCAUCGAUGUAUGGGACAACAGUAUCCAACUCUUCGACUGCUGCACCAGUUCGUGGAAUAUUUCAAAAUGAGUCGGCGAAGAGGCUCGAAUACCCGUUGGAGGUUAAAUCAGUUCAUAACCAUAUAAACUUGAUCCCAGCUCAGUCACAACUAUCGAAAAUCCAACCACCGAUAAGUAAGUCACCCAUAGGCUUGAAUGCCUCUUACACCAACUAUCCAAACACCAAUGGCAGCAUGGUGUCGAUCAAAAGUGAACAGCAGUUGUGCCAGAUAUACAAUUCGCAGCAACACUCCGAUUACAUAAUCUCCGACUAUAUGGAUAAAAUAGCGACACGGAUCAGUUUACUCGAAACAGAGUUGAAGUUUGCAUGGCGUGCAUUGGACUUGCUUUCUACUGAGUACGGAAAAAUUUGGAUUCGUUUGGAGAAGCUUGAAAACAUAUCAAUAGAGCAGCAGUCUGUGGUUAGUAAUCUUAUGGACCUAAUCGGAACAGCGAACCAAGAACAGCAGCAGGACAAUAUCGAAGGAAUGGAAUUCCCCUCAUUUCAGGAUGAAGAUCAGUUGCUACCAUUGGACUUGGAAGACACCAUGGGUGUAGACAUAGUCUUGGGAUGUGAACCACCUGAUCCAGACUAUGAUAAAGAAUUAUGUUUUGGAGAUCUUGAUCACACUGUAGUGGCACAGUGCGAUCCCGAUGUAUUUUCGAAUUCAGCUUGUGCACUAGACUCUCACAUCUCCUGCAAUCCUUACUUCAAUUUUGAAAAUGACCAAGGCUUGGACUCGGACAAAACCGAUGAAUCUACUUCUAAGGGAUUUCAAUUGGAUAUUGAAGCUUCACGUAAGGACUCGAGAACACAACUUUAUUCAGAUUCUGACCUUAUGCUGUAUCAGAAGCAGCAAUUUCUGGCAAACAACGCACGUGCCGAACUAAUGAAGGAGUUUAUAAACGGACGACGAGUGUUAAAUGAGAUUUCAGCAUCCUCGGGUGUGUCAUCAAAAGGUUCCAGGAAAUGUACCAACAUCUCACAGCCAAGAGAGGGACUUCAAUAUGACCAAUCUUAUGUUGAAUUAGAUGAUGAUCCCAUAAGACAGUCAAGCAACGCUUGCGAUGAACUAGAUAACCUUAUUGAAGAUGUUAAGUUUUUUCGUUUAGCAGCCUCUAAAACCGGUGAGGGCGGAAUCCAAGUACUACCCAUUGAAGAUACUGGGGGAACGGAGCUUUUAGCUAAUGCCAAUGAAAUGAACGAAUCUUUCUACAAAAAACUCAAUGAGGCAUAUCGCGACAAUGACUUGAGUUCUGAAAUAUUUAAGGUGGAUGCAUUGCUGUAUCAGUCUGAGGCUAACCACGAAAAAAUUGGAUUAGUUAAUGGUCGCCCAGCUUCCUCCUUAGUCUUAAGAAAACCAGAGGAGAAGGAUAAUUUAGAUAUGCAGUCCUUAGACACUGCAAAAACUAGCCUUGUAAUUCGAACAAACAACAUUUUAAGCAAGGAGUCGAGAAGGCAGCGAAAAAAAAAGCAUCAUACAAACGAAAUGGACAUGAUAAAUAAACUAAAGUGUAUCCUUGCACAAGCACAAUCAUCGCGUAUUAUUAAUGGUGAUUCUGAAGAAUUGAAUACUGAACUGUUGGGGAUGCAUACCGGUAGUAAACGAAUUGAACUUGGAGCCGACAAGAUUCAGAAUGGGUUAGACAAUCAAAGUUCAACAAAUAAUAUCAACUAUUUGAGUGACGACAUCCGAAUAAUUUUAGAUAACAUAACAGAGACUUUAAUAGAGGAAAUAAAUAAAAUUCCAGGCUUGCAAUCUUUAAGUGCAUCACAAAUUAGUCAGUUGCGCAAGACAGUAUGGUCAGAAAAUAAGUUUUUUCAAAAACUCAGCCAAGUUGAUAAAAAAUUGACUCUGCUUUUACUAAACCCGAUAACAGUAACUGAGGAACUGCGAAGACAUAGUAUUACAAAUACCAAUGAAAAGUUUAUUUUGGUUAUGAAAAAGUUUAAUAAAAAUAUCGACACUCUAAAAAAACUAGUUGGCAGCUCAUUGGACGAUUUUAAAAUAGACAAACCUCGCACAAAUACCACCUCAACUCACAGCGUCAAUCCUGAUCAUACAUCGAAAAUAAAUGUUUGCAGUUUUAGCACUCAUUUAUUAAGAAACAAUUCAGACCUGGAUGAACAACUGAAGAUUCUCGAAACGCAAGAGAUUGAAAUAAACCGAAAACAAAAAAUAGAUCAAAUUGUUAGCGGACUUUCUGGGAACGUAGACAACGCUUUUAACACAAAUAUAGAAUAUGAAAGCAAUUACAGUUAUGCACACUCAACAGAUGAGUUUAAGAGUUCGAAAAAAAAUAUUUAUAAUGAAGAUGAGUACAUAAAGUCUUUAAAGAAAAGUCUGGAACGCCACAACAGCAUGAUUUUUCUCCUCCAUUUGCAAAAUCCUGAAAAACACAAAGUUUCUGCUGAACUGAAUGAUCCACUAAUAGAUUCAAAUCGAGCCAGUCUCAGUCCACCACCACCAGCUCCCAACGAUAUUCUUAACUUUAAUGAGACCGCGAAUCAAUUCAGUGGUGAAAUAGACUCACAUCAGCAAAAGAAUACAAAAUCAGAUUCUGGAUUAUCGUCUAUGAGCGGUUGGUCACUAAAUUCCCCAGUGACAGUGGGAAUUCCAAAUUUAUUCUGUAACGAAAUUAUCGAAAAAAGUAGAGAUCAAUUACAAGCAUAUCCAUCAUUGCCUUUAGCUGGAAGUUCAAACUUGAAUAACAUUCCGGUCGGCUAUGAUACAAAUAAUACUAUCAAACAAAAUGAUUAUGUAAUAUCGGAAGAAAACUUAAACUACAUUCACGAGCUUUCUAAGAACUUACCAAUUUGCUCCGCCUAUGAAAAUAAAUCUAUUUUCGACAUAAAUUCCGACGCAAAUAACAUAGGAAAAAUUUCAACUGUAGACGAAAUGCUGGAAUGGGAUCAUCUCAAUCAGAAGGAUACAAAAAAUCUUUCCACCCGUAUGCCCGACCUGUUGACUGCUGAAAUACAAAAAUCAACUUUAAAGCAACAAAAAAAAAGAUGUUUAAAUGUUAAUCUAAGAAAUGUCGAAAAAGCAGAAGAUGGAAACAUAUCAAGAUAUAGUCAUAAAGAGUCGACUAUGGAGUACGAAAAAACAGUGAAUCAAUCUAGCAGGCGUUGUUUAACAGAUAGACUAGUGUUCUAUCCGUCUUCCAACUCUAUUACAGAUUACAAUAGCAGCAAUAAUUUGGAUUAUUUGGGUCAACAAAACCAAAUAAUGUUUACUAGGGAAUCCGGGUCUAAGCCAGCUCAUAAUACUAAUACCUAUUCUCAAGCGCAGGUCCAAAUUAUUGUUGCCCCGACCAGCUCAAGUCAAUCGGAAUUAGGUUUUAAAUCUGUAUCUUUGUUGAGCUCUGCUGAGUCUUCGAGCAGUACAGAUAAACAUCAACGCCUUGAUCCCGAACUCGCACCCCUUAAAACCCCAAAGGUCUGGAAUAAGCUAAAUACCCUCCUAACAGAUAAUCUAAAGCUUAAGCGUAUAUCCAAGUUCAAUCGAUCACAGUCAUUACCCGGUGAUGUACAAAGUCAAGGCAAUCAGAGACAGCCCCGUGGCCAGGCGGGUUCGUGUCCGUUUAUUUCUCACAAGCGGUCUAAUGUAAGCGGAAGCCAGGUUCAGCUAUCAAAAAGAAUUCAAAAGCUACCGAUGCGUCUGAUACGAAGAGCGACAGGAGCCCCAUUCGUGCGACGGUUGUCUCACCCCGACUCUGCUGUCUCAUCAGAUUCCGCUGCCAACGAAUUUUCAGAAAGAGGUGUACCAAAAAAGUCACUUUCAUCUAAGAUGAAUAAUCUAAUGCAAAAGGCGAAGACUUACAAACGGCAUAGCUUUGUUCUGCGCCGCGGCUGUAACAUGUCGGAUAUUGAAAUAGAUAUGCCGGGCUUUACGUCAUCGGAUAACGAUAAAACCCCUGCAUUCGAAAGUGAAAUUGCAAUGAAUCCAUACGAGGUUGAUGCAGAUGAAGAGGCCUGUGCCUAUGAACAGAAAUUAGACGGUUCAACGAAUGAGUUGAAUGAGAGUCUGUCAAACAAUGUGUUUGCUGUCGUAGGAGACUUUAAAAAGAUUCAAAACACCAUACCACUGGCUGUCUCAAAUGCAUACAAUUAUACUGAGUUUGCAAAUAGUAAUGAAAUUGGCAAUGUGAAAACCGUGCCCAUUAAGAUGCCAGAGAUACUCUUGGAAACUUCAUCACAGGCGUGCCUUCAGAAACUCAACUCAGUUUAUAUGGACGAUGUCGACGAUGAUGAGAACAUUCUCGGAAAUUCGGUCAAUGUUGAUGUAAAUGUUCCCACCCUCAGUAUACCCAAACUAAGUGAAGAAGUUGGGGACACAACAAUAAAUACAUUCCAAACAAUGACAACAACAACAACCGGCAGUCGUAGCCUUAAUAGCAGUGGCGUCUUGUGGGUGGCUCAGCAGUGCUUAGACCUUCCGAAUAAUCCUGGCUAUGGGUCGCGGGAAGAUGAGGACAAUCGGAGUCAGCAUUCUGCUCGCACCCUCUCUUCUUCCCGUCGACAAAGCACUGAGGAUAGCAUCGACACGGAUGAUGAAUACUUUUACUAUGAGCUUCGCCAGUUAGAGGAACAGGAACAGCAACGGACAGAACACUCCAGAAUUGUGCCUUGCGAACAAAGUGAAGACAAUGAAGUUCUGUUUUCACAAAUAGGACAACUUCUUGAAGACGAUAUUAACGGGGGAGAAUAUACGCGGCAAUCUGUUGGUAAAGAUGCUCAAGACACCAUUAAUUAUUCUCCGAGUGAAAGUGUAAAGUUACGGAUGUCUCUAGUAUUUGGUGAACUCAAACGCGUCGUUAAUUUACAGUCAGACGUACAUGACGACAGUAAGAUAUGUACAGCUUCUGAUGCUACUGUUGAAGAGUUUGCUAUCGUAAAGCCGACAGGUGAGAAAUAUGCCACAGUUUUUGACAUGCAUAGCGCUUGGCAGGAUGUUAACUGCGAUCUUCAAAACACUGCGUCGGAAGUGGAUUCUAAUGACGAGGCCGAGAUGGAGAAUAGAAGCGGAGGGACUCUCCAUCAUUUAAAUAAUAAGCAACGAAAACUGCGACGAUUAAAGAAAAAAACACGCGAUCGGAAUGUAAAUAUGUCUAACAAUGCAGCCAGUUCAAGUUCAUCUUGCCAUUCUGAAAAUGAAUGUGAGCAGGAGCAACAUAAUUCACUUUUUGACCAAUGUAUUCCAAAAUCGGACGCAGAAAAAGAAGAAAAUUACAUAACAAUCAAAUCCACAGCAUCAAGCGAAACAUCUGGACCCGAUACGCCAGCAGAGAUGAGCGAUGUUGAAAUGAGCGAUAAUAAUGUUGGUCAUACAGUAGAUAAUAACACAAUCGAUCCAGAUAUUCUUUUAAAAGUGGAUCAAGGGUCAAUACUACAAUCUAAUGAAGAAGACCAGCCUUUGGAAAAGUCUCAGGGUAGUACUUUCUCAUUGGAGAUUAUCACAAACGGUACAGUUCUAUCUCAGAGCCCUAUUGACUUAAAAAAGUUUGUAAGUCAAGAAUCAGAAGCAGAUGGAUGCCAGGUAAUGGGGAGUAAUGGUGCCGCAGCGGGUUUUGGUAGCAGCAAGUGGAAGUUGUUAAAAACUUUGAAAGAACGCAAGAUCGAAGAAAAAAAUAAUCAAGAUAAACUUAAAGAAGAUGAAAUGACCAAGGACAGGGAAAAGAAUGGCGGUGGUACUGGAGAAGUUGGAUUACGUUCCAAUGGACACCCCGGAGAUAACCCUUUCUAUAGCAAUAUUGACAGUAUGCCGGACAUACGACCUCGUAGAAAAUCCAUUCCCCUUGUGUCUGAACUGGUUCUCAAGACAAUGGCCGCUACAAAACGAAAUGCUGGACUUACCUCCGCUGUUCCUCGUGCAACGCUUAAUGAUGAAGAACUGAAAAUGCACGUAUACAAAAAAGCUCUACAGGCUCUGAUCUACCCUAUAUCUUCGACAACGCCACACAACUUUUUAUUAUGGACAGCAACUUCACCAACGUACUGCUACGAGUGCGAAGGUCUGCUGUGGGGAAUAGCACGGCAAGGAGUGCGAUGCACUGAGUGCGGUGUAAAGUGUCAUGAAAAGUGUAAGGACCUGUUAAAUGCUGACUGUCUUCAGCGUGCUGCUGAGAAGAGCUCAAAACACGGUGCCGAGGAUAAGGCAAAUUCGAUCAUUACAGCCAUGAAAGAGCGAAUGAAGCAGCGAGAGCGAGAGAAACCAGAGAUUUUUGAGUUGAUUAGGAUGACAUUCGGUGUGGAUCCCGAUACUCACAUAGAUUCAUUAGAACAGGCUGAGCACGCAACUGUUGAGGGAACAUCUAAGUGGUCAUGCAAACUAACAAUUACAGUGAUUUGUGCUCAAGGCCUGAUAGCGAAGGAUAAAAGCGGUACCAGUGAUCCAUAUGUGACGGUGCAGGUUAGCAAGGUGAAAAAGCGAACGCGAACUAUGCCACAGGAACUUAACCCUGUGUGGAACGAGAAGUUUCACUUCGAGUGCCACAACUCCUCAGACCGUAUAAAAGUACGAGUUUGGGACGAAGACAACGAUCUUAAGUCGAAGCUUCGGCAAAAAUUAACUCGAGAGUCAGAUGACUUUUUGGGCCAAACAAUUAUUGAGGUGCGUACGCUUUCCGGUGAAAUGGAUGUGUGGUACAACUUGGAGAAGCGCACAGACAAAUCGGCCGUAUCAGGUGCGAUACGGCUUCACAUAUCCGUUGAAAUAAAAGGCGAGGAAAAGGUAGCUCCUUAUCAUGUUCAAUAUACAUGCUUGCACGAGAAUCUGUUUCAUUAUCUUUGUGAAGAAAAUAUCGGAAUGGUUAAACUGCCAACUCAGAAAGGUGACGAUGCUUGGAAACUGUAUUUUGAUGAAAUUCCCGAGGAGAUUGUUGAUGAGUUUUCAAUGCGGUAUGGAAUUGAGAAUAUCUAUCAGGCAAUGACGCACUUCCAUUGCUUAUCUGCCAAAUACCUUUGCCCCGGAGUACCAGCCGUAAUGAGCACACUGUUGGCCAACAUAAAUGCAUAUUAUGCUCAUACGACUGCUUCUUCAGCUGUGUCGGCCAGUGAUCGUUUUGCGGCCAGCAAUUUUGGGAAAGAGAAAUUUGUGAAACUGCUGGACCAAUUGCACAACUCACUGAGAAUCGAUUUGUCAAUGUACAGAAACAACUUUCCUGCAUCGAGCCCAGAAAAAUUAAUGGAUCUAAAGUCGACAGUCGAUUUAUUGACCAGCAUAACGUUUUUCCGCAUGAAGGUACAAGAGCUAUCUAGUCCCCCGAGAGCGAGCACAGUGGUUAAGGACUGUGUUAAAGCUUGCCUGAGGUCCACUUAUCAGUUCUUAUUUGAGAACUGCUAUGAACUCUACAACAGAGAAUUUCAGGUUGAUCCCAACGAAGCCAAGCGUGCACCGGAUGAUCAUGAACCCAAAUUGGAUAGCGUUGACUUCUGGCAUAAGCUAAUAGCUUUAAUCGUGUCGGUUAUUGAUGAAGACAAGAACAGCUAUGGUACAGUUUUGAACCAGUUUCCUCAGGAACUAAAUAUUGGACAGUUAUCAGCAUCCUCAAUGUGGCAUCUUUUUGCUGUCGAUAUGAAGUAUGCACUUGAAGAACACGAACAACAUCGUCUAUGCAAGUCAUCGGCUUAUAUGAAUCUUCACUUUCGAGUUAAAUGGUUAUAUAGUAACUAUGUUAAAGAAGUGCCUCCUUACAAAGGAGCGGUUCCCGAUUAUCCAGCUUGGUUCGAGCCUUUUGUAAUGCAGUGGCUAAAUGAGAACGACGAUGUUUCAUUGGAAUAUCUUCACGGCGCAUUUAAACGAGACAAAAAAGACGGGUUUCAAAAGAGCAGCGAGCACGCGCUUUUUUCAAAUUCGGUAGUCGACGUAUUUACGCAAUUGACGCAAUGUUUCGAUGUUGUUAGCAAACUCGAGUGUCCUGAUCCAGAAAUUUGGAAACGUUACAUGAGGCGUUUUGCUAAAACAAUCGUAAAAGUGCUAAUAGCUUAUGCGGAUAUUGUGAAAGUAGAGUUUCCAGAUCAUAUGAAGGAUGAAAGAAUUGCUUGCAUACUUAUGAAUAACAUUCAACAACUAAGGGUGCAGUUGGAACGAAUGUUUGAGUCUAUGGGAGGGGAUAAGCUAGAAGAAGACGCAGCCAACAUUUUAAAGGAACUUCAACAAAAUCUUAAUUCAGCGUUGGACGAUUUGGCUUCACAAUUCGCUAUCAGCUUGGAGCCGCGAAUAACUCAGUCUGUGCGAGAACUAGGGGACAUGCUACUUUCCAUCAAAGGAGGCAGUGGGACUCUGGCCGCUGGUAACCUAGCAGCUCAAAGGAACGCGGUUGCCGUUGAGGCCGAUGAAGUUUUAAGACCGCUCAUGGAUCUGCUCGACGGUUCUUUAACGCUCUAUGCACAGUCAUGUGAGAAAACUGUACUGAAGAGAUUACUAAAGGAGCUUUGGAAAAUCGUGAUGCGAAUCUUAGAGAAAACCAUUGUUCUACCACCAAUGACUGAUAAAACUAUGAUGUUUAAGCACCUUACCGACAACGCUAAAAACUUAGCAUCUAAUGCAAAAAUUGAAGACAUGGGUCGAUUGUUUAAAUCACAUAUGGCAGGAAAGCAGGAUGUUAAAAGUGCGCUUAGCGGUGUAAUGGACAUAUCAAAGGAAGUCGAAAAGAAUUUGUCGCCCAAACAGUGUGCCGUGCUUGACGUUGCCUUAGAUACAAUAAAACAAUAUUUCCACGCCGGUGGCAAUGGACUGAAAAAGACGUUUCUUGAAAAAUCGUCAGAACUGCAAAGUUUACGUUACGCACUCAGUUUAUAUACACAAAUGACGGACACACUAAUCAAAACAUUUAUAUCUAGUCAAGUUCACGAGGUUGAUCCUGAAAAUGCUGAGGAGAGUGUCGGCGAAAUUUCCGUGCAAAUAGACUUAUUCUCCCAUCCAGGCACCGGUGAACAUAAAGUGAACGUAAAAGUUGUUGCUGCUAAUGAUCUUAAAUGGCAAAUACCGUCGGGUAUGUUUCGACCAUUUGUUGACAUCAAUUUAAUCGGACCGCACCUGCAAGAAAAAAAACGAAAGUUCGCUACAAAGUCGAAGUCAAACAAUUGGUCACCAAAGUACAACGAGUCUUUCAGCUUUACUAUUGGAAACGAGGAGCAGCUAGAUUUUUUUGAGUUGCAUAUUUGCGUUAAGGAUUAUUGUUUUGCUCGGGAUGAUAGACUCGUAGGAGUAGCUGUAAUCCCACUAAAAGAUAUUUCGGAAAAGGGUUCUGUCGCAUGCUGGUUACCCCUAAUGAGACGUAUUGAAAUGGACGAGACGGGUUGGACAAUUUUAAGGAUUUUAUCACAACGUAAUAAUGAUGAAGUAGCCAAGGAAUUUGUCAAGCUGAAAUCGGAAAUACGGCAGGAGCCGACGAUGGGCACAUAAGUCUUGCUUCCCGUUCUACAGAAUCUACAAAUCUUCACCUAUUACAUAAUAAUACUUAUAUUACUUUGACAAAAUAGCAUUAUUUUUUUAUUUUCCUAUUUUUCAUAUAACAAGUAUUCCUAGGAAACAUUCUCAUAUAGAAUUCAUACAUAAAAUAUGCAAUAAAAUAUAUAAAUAUAUCUCGAAA